GCCGUUUUAAAGCGAAGAAACGUACCGUUAAGAACAAUGACGCAACCGCAAACACCUCCCCAUACCGUCGAUAAAAAUGGUGUGAUUCCAACACUACCUAUAAACGCUCAAGAAAAUACCGAAAGCCAAGACACCUCUUUCACCUCAAAUCAAAAUAUGGAUGUUGAAACAAAUGCAAAGGCCCAGUCUGCGAGUAUAAUUGCAAAAGCUUGGCGAAAUCAUAGAACACGGAGAGAAAAACAAGGCAAAGUAUUAUCUCCCGAAUCUCGUGAUAAACUUCAUGCUGACAAAAAAGCUUGCUUGCAUUUGCUCGAUGAUGGUUCAUGCCCAGUAUGGCUUAAAUGGGAAGAACUAUUAAAUGCCGUUGAAAGCCAAAUGCAUCGGAAAGAUUCAAAAAUGGCAUUUGCAGUCGAUGUUGUUGAGCGCAUUGGAAAAGGCUCAAGUAGUGUUAAAGAUCAUAUGUGGCUUGUAUUGGAUACAGAGCACUGGUUAGAGAUCUGUGACAACAAACAUAGAUAUGGAGCAAAUUUAAAGAUUUAUCAUGAUUAUUGGCUAAAAACUUCAACACCUGAAAGUUUUUUCAUUUGGCUAGACGAAGGCGAAGGCAAAAAUUUGGAUCUUAAAGCCCGUCCACGUUGUAAGCUCGAAAGUGAGAAAGUAAAAUAUCUUUCAAAAAUAGAGCGCGCUGAUUUUGAA
Dentiscutata heterogama is the source of this 696-nucleotide messenger RNA. The record is from the annotation of a GenBank genome assembly. NCBI's taxonomy places the organism in Eukaryota, Fungi, Glomeromycota, Glomeromycetes, Diversisporales, Gigasporaceae.